Molecule: messenger RNA, 216 nt
Organism: Brugia pahangi
Lineage: Eukaryota; Metazoa; Nematoda; Chromadorea; Rhabditida; Onchocercidae
Source: the annotation of a GenBank genome assembly
AUGAUUUGCAUAAGUGUAUACUCUAUUACUCUUAUUUUCACAUUAAUAUUCCAAUUGAUACAAGUAAAUAGUCAACUUAUUGGUCAAGGAAUACCAUGUACAAAAGAAGGUGCUAAAAUCAAUUUGGCAGACGUAACACGUGGUUUAGUUACCUCACCUUGUUAUCAUUGCAUAUGUAAGGUUGGCGUUAUUCAUUUACUUUACUGGACAAUUUAA